Molecule: messenger RNA, 2100 nt
Organism: Centruroides sculpturatus (bark scorpion)
Lineage: Eukaryota; Metazoa; Arthropoda; Arachnida; Scorpiones; Buthidae
Product: 15-hydroxyprostaglandin dehydrogenase [NAD(+)]-like
Exons: 8
Coding region: 1054-1794 (246 amino acids)
Cellular component (GO): cytoplasm
Molecular function (GO): oxidoreductase activity, acting on the CH-OH group of donors, NAD or NADP as acceptor
Source: RefSeq, a predicted model, not a curated record
UAAUUCACCUUGAGGAACCGAAAUUAGUCGAAGCUAAAGUUAAUGGUGUCAUUUAAUGGCGUAACUCUCGAGGAAUUUAAAUGUCACCAUUUCAAAUAUUUGAAAAAAAUACGAAUGACGGCAUUUACGCGUUGAAUAUUUCAUUCUAGGAAAGAAUAUUGGCGACGUUAUUACUCAUUGCCAGGGCCUGAUUUAUACAUAAAUAAGACUGCAGCUUAGGGCCUGACAUUUUUACACGUAUCACUAUUUAUUAGAAGAGAAGGGCCUUUCAUACCUUAAAAGCUUCGGGCCACAACACGUCUAACUCCAACCCGGCUCAUUUUUUAAAGAUAAAUAAAUAACUUUAUGCAUUUUUAUUUAAAUUAUAAUUCAAUUUACGAUAUUUUCAUGUUUUUUUUCUCGCAUACUUUUCGUUGGAAUCUUGUUUACUGGAGCGAAGUUACGAUCACGUUUUCACAUUCUUCUCUCGACUGACAUCGAGAUACAAGGAAGUAUUUCUUUGACCUCAUCAUUUUUCGUCCACUCGACAGUUUACAGCAUUACAUUAAAUGCGACCCUUCCAUACUGAGAGAGACAAGUUUUACAUUCCCAAAAUGGACAUGACAAAAUCGCCCUUGAGAGUAUCUUUCGCUAUCACCUACAGCAAUAAAACUUGCUUUCUAUAUCCUUCAACUGUAAAUAUUUGAUUGGAUAUUUGCCAUUUUAACAGCCAAAUAACUUAGAAAUUGAUUAAUUAAUUAAUUAUACCAGCAUGGCAUAAUUAAUCAAUUUCUCCACGUGAAUCUAAGUAAAGAUUUACUGGAAGUUUGGGCAAAAUAAUGUAAUAUAUUACUAAAUUUAAACUGAAAGGCGCUUAAUGACGAAUAUUUUAUAAAAUAUAAACAAAAUUUUAAAAAUAUUGACCCAGUAACUGAUGAUAAAUUCAUUAAGCUGGCAACUUAGGUCAGUUUUCACGCUGUUAUCGAAGAUUUUAUGUCUUGGUUUAUCAAGCAUCACCCUGCUCCUUACGAAUCUUACGUGAAAUCGCUACAAUAGAUCUUACCUUUUAGCACGAUGAAGGUGGGUCUAGUUACUGGUGGAGCAAAAGGAAUUGGAAAGGCAAUUUGUAAUAUUUUAGCGAAAAAUAAUUAUAGAGUAAUAGUGACAGAUGUUGACUCAAAAGAAGGAAUUGCAACAGCUACAGAACUUCAAGACUUAUAUGGAAAAGAAAAUGUCAUGUUUAUGGAAUGUGAUAUCUCAUCUUUUGGACAAUUUGAAACAACAAUUGUAAAAGUAGUUCAGCAGUUUGGAAGUAUUGACGUAAUUGUAAAUAAUGCUGGAAUAUUGGAUGAAAAUAACUGGCAAAUGAUGGUUGAUAUAAAUUUGAAUGGAUCAAUUCAUGGGACUCUUCUAGGACUACAAUUCAUGGGAAAACACAAAGGAUAUAAAGGUGGAACUAUUAUUAAUAUAGCUUCUAAUGCUGCUAUUCAUCCAUUUCCAUUGGCACCCAUUUACAGUGCCUGCAAACAUGGCAUUGUUGGAUUAAGUCGUAGCUAUGGACAUCCAAUACAUUUUGAAAGAACUGGAGUUUGCAUUUUAACUUUAUGUCCUUGGCCAACUAAUACUAAAUUAUGUGAUGAAUUUGUCAAUAAUUCUUCACUACCAGAUGUUGCUAACGAACAUAUGGAAGGCCUUAAAAUGAUGGAGCCAUCAAUUGUUGCAGAAGCAUUACUCCACAUGUUGAAGGAUCAAAAAACAGGAAGUGUAAUGAAAGUCAGUUUAGAAGGUUAUCAAUAUGUACAAUUAUUAUCUUAAUAAAAGUUUUUAUUGGGUUGCAAUUUGAAAAAAAUUGUAGACCUGCAAUUCUGUACUGUAUCAUGAUUGCAGAUAAUGCAAACAUACACAAUCAACCUACUAGAAUGGUACAUCAACUACAAAGACCAUAUUGUUACUAGAAUUGCCUUUGUCUCCAGAAGAUGAUAUGUGAGAUAAGUGGCCUCAAUAUGGCCGCAGGUGUUUAUUUAGUUGUGGGACACGUGGAGACCAUUAUUGAGUCUAUUUACCAAUAUAAAAGUCAUCUGUGUGUAAGUGAAUCUCUAUAACUCCUACUUUUUUGUCCAC